GCAGGGGAGCUGGGCUACGGGGAGCGGCAGGCGGAGCCCAGCGGGAGGAAAUCCAGGGUAUCUGAGUGGAAAAGCCUUGGGUUAGGUGCUGCAGGCAUGCUGCGCCCCAAGGCUUUGACCCAGGUCCUAAGCCAAGCCAACACUGGAGGCGUCCAGAGCACCCUGCUGCUGAAUAAUGAGGGGUCGCUGCUAGCCUACUCGGGUUACGGAGACACGGACGCCCGGGUCACCGCGGCCAUCGCGAGUAACAUCUGGGCCGCCUAUGACCGGAAUGGGAACCAAGCGUUUAAUGAAGACAAUCUCAAAUUCAUUCUCAUGGACUGCAUGGAGGGCCGAGUGGCCAUCACCCGAGUGGCCAACCUUCUGCUUUGUAUGUAUGCCAAGGAGACCGUGGGCUUCGGAAUGCUCAAGGCCAAGGCUCAGGCCUUGGUGCAGUACCUGGAGGAGCCCCUCACCCAGGUAGCGGCAUCAUGACAGCUAUAGACGGAACCUGGGAUCAGAAAAGAGAGAUGACCAUUUGGAGGGGCAGGGCCCCUUGGGAAAACCUGCCUGGGCUGUGGUGGGAGGAUGAGACUUUGUUUUUCCAAGAAUAAACUUAAACUCCUA
This is a messenger RNA of Loxodonta africana (African savanna elephant), 606 nucleotides long. It is a transcript of the gene LAMTOR2, whose product is annotated as late endosomal/lysosomal adaptor, MAPK and MTOR activator 2. Gene Ontology annotation, cellular component: Ragulator complex. The record is from RefSeq and is a predicted model, not a curated record. The coding region runs from base 97 to 474 and encodes 125 amino acids. Gene Ontology annotation, biological process: positive regulation of TOR signaling; cellular response to amino acid stimulus. The transcript has 4 exons. Gene Ontology annotation, molecular function: guanyl-nucleotide exchange factor activity; molecular adaptor activity. Lineage: Eukaryota; Metazoa; Chordata; Mammalia; Proboscidea; Elephantidae.